Molecule: messenger RNA, 339 nt
Organism: Dentiscutata erythropus
Lineage: Eukaryota; Fungi; Glomeromycota; Glomeromycetes; Diversisporales; Gigasporaceae
Source: the annotation of a GenBank genome assembly
AUGGAUAAUAACUCUUCUCAAAAAAAUAUUACAAAUGAUUAUGAGAAUGACGCUUUUGAUACUCAAAAACAUAAUGCAUUGCUCAAAAUUCGGUCAACAUAUCAAAAUUAUAUAUCAUUAGAAAAAAACAAUACUAACUCACAAGUUGAAAAUCAGACCCAAGCAAUGUCUACAUGUGAUUACUUUAGAAAACAAAUAAAGCAAAUACACCGUAGUAGUUCUACAUUGCAUAAUGAUGUAUUAAAAGAGUAUCUUAACGCACCUAAUGAAGAUACAAAUGUUCUUGCUUAUUGGAAAUUAAAUCUUCAUACUUACGAUAGGCAUCUCUUAUUUGAAUAG